CACUGCUUUCGCCUGCUUUCAAAUGCAGUCGCGGGAACACUGAACCCAAUCGAUGCCCGGCGUCAUCGAUCAUCUCACUAGUACAACAACUGCACGGAUUCGCCCAAGGAGGGGUGAUUGCUGGCAGGAUGCAGAACAAUGUCGUGGAUGUCCUUCACUGUGAGGAGCUGCUGAAGUCCACACUACACUGCGAUGACAAGGAGAAGCUUCGCACAAAGUUGGCCCAGCUUCGUAGGGAAUAUCUCAAGACCGCCCAGAAACUAAAGCGCGCUGAACGACUGGAGGCUGUGCGGAAACAUGGGAAGGACGAUGUCCCUCAAAACGAGGCCCAAAGAGACCCAGAGGGGAUGUUGUCGAAACCCAGUCCUGCCCCUUCGUCAGUGCCACUGGAUACUGUCCAUGGAUUUGCUCCAUGUCCCGCAGACUCCAGCAGCAGCAAUCAUGUGAGCAGUAUUCCGCUUCCCGCGAACCUUGAACACCGCGAUGCCUCCAGUCCGGCCCUGCGCCUUCGGACGCGCCGCAGCCGCCUUCGCUGGCAGAUGCAGAGCGCCGACGUCUUGCAUAGCACAGACGAGAGCGACGGUCGAGGACGUUCUCAUGUGCCUGCGGAAGAAACGCCGAGGUUUGGGAAUGAACGGCAGCCGUCUCCACCGGAGUCGGGGUCGCCUUCUUUGCUGCUUUCGCACUGGAACUCUCAGGCACGCACUGACCCGGAAAUUGAGGAGGGGAAACAAAAAGUAGACAAAAAAACAGAGGUGUCAGAUGGACUAAAACAAAGCAGUCCUGUGGUACUCACAGAAAAAGGACCGACUGACGGAGGUCUACGUGACGAAACAAGACAAACAGGUGUGGAAAAACAGGAAGAGACAACGGAAGUAGAUGUGAAGAGCGAGAGCCUACUGGAUUCCUGCACCCUGGUGGAGGGACUACUUUUCCCUGCGGAGUACUACGUCCGCACCACCAGGCGCAUGACACUUUCCCAGAGCCAGCCCGACAUGCGAGCCGUCAUUCUCUGCCAGCUGAGCUCGGGAAGGAGGCCUCGCAGGGGCCGAGGCCAAAGAUCGAACUCCCAAGCGCGCCAAAUUCCCGCCGAGCUCAGCAGCAACAGUGAGCAUUCGGGCACAGCGUCCAUCGGUGAGGCCGUCACGCAGGCCUUUUCACCCCCUGUAGUCGCCGCUGCUCACCCCGGGAGGGGCCGAAAGAGGAGAAGAGGGCGUGGCAGGGGGAGCAAUCUGGUCCACAGAUGUUCCGCAUCACCAACUGUCACCCCAGCCUCACCUCAAGGUAGUGAUUCCUUGAAAUCAGUCAGCACGGCGUCUGAACACCAGCAAGCCACGCCCCCUGAGAUGCCUGGAUCUCAGAAGGUGUUUCCCAUCUUUAUGAAGAGCAGUCAGACUGUCACGCCCACUCCCACGCCCUCAGGUGCACAGAACUGGCGGUCCCUCCUCCUGCCCUCCCCCAGACUCUCCGCCAUGCCACUACUCUCUCUCUUCACGCCGCCGGUCAGCAGCCUGAUGAAGUUUGAACUCCACCAGGACUUCCACCUGCCCGAUGACCAGUUUGCUUCACUGAAGCUUAAGAAAUUGCGGCAGGCGGCCGUGGGAUCGGGAGUCGAAUCUUUUGCGUCGCCGUCCUACAACACACGUAGCGGUGUCUUGAGGCGCUGCGGCACGCAGGCGGAGCCUCUCGAGCUGCCGCUCAGCUUGACGCCGACACUUGUCCUAUCACCUCCGUGCGGUCAGUCACAACAAGUUGAGCCCACAAACACAGAUCCGGACUAUUCUGGUAGCUCACGUUCGGACGCGCAGCCAUCAUUGCAAGAGCAAACAGACUGUCUGUGUGGCGACCCCAGACUGGAGGCUCCUCCCACCUGUGAGGACAACCAAGGGGGCGUCGCCCCUGCGGGAGAAUGUCUCAAGCGGUCCCCAAAAGAAGUCAAAAAUAAGCACAGUGUCCAUUCUCAGCUGCACCUCAGCCCCCUUGGGGCCUCGGCCCCACCGCACCCGCACUCCUCCGCCCUUCCCUCCAGCCCGAUGCUACCCUCCCUCGGGGUAACCCCCCUUGCUGCGGUCGCCGCCCUGCCUCUUGCCUCCAACGCCCCUUCUCUGUCCCUUUCUGCCCCGCACAGCCCCUCCAGCCAGGCCUUCUCCCCGGCAACGCUGUCCCCCCACCCCAAAGCCGAGGAGGCGGGCCCUCACAUGGCCACCUCAACAACUGGUACCCAAAAGACAGAAGCGGUGGAGGACCAGAGGAGAUGCACCCUUAAGGCGCCCGCAGGAGGUCGUCUGGUGGACGCUUGCUGUCUGCUCGACUCUGACGGUCAGUUGUGCGUGGCCGCGGCAGGAAAGUGGGCGGUGUGUCUGUGGAGUCGGGAGGCGUCGUCGUCAUACGCUUGGACACUCCGACACACGUGGACCUUCAGCGAGCCUGUGAUCAAUGUAUUUCCUGUCCCGGACGCUUCCGGUCUGGUGUGCGUGACUCUCGGUCAGCUGGAGAUCAGAGAAGUCAGGGUGCUGUCGUGCCGCGGCCUCCAGACCGCCCUGCUGUGUGACGGCGGCAUCCAGGUGGUGGUGGGCGUGGCCCGGUCCAGGGUGGUGACCUCCGGGCACACGGCGACUGGUCCGACGCUGGAGGCGCUGACGCUCUCGCACGACGGCAGCGUGUCAGGCCGCCGCUUGCUGGGGUCGCCUGUUGUGUGCGUCGGGGCGCUGGCUCCCGUGGACGGACUCCCGGACGCUUUGAUCGGCACCGAUGAGGAAGGACGCCUCUUCGUCUGGAAUGUGAAGAGUGGACAUCUGUUGCAGACGUUGGACCUGAGUGGCACACUGUCACACACGUCGUGUCUCAGAGGAUACUCCUACGGCGGGGUGCUGUUGGUCCUGGUGCAGCAUCCGACUCUCAGCGCCCCGCAGCAGGAAGACGACAAGAGGCAGCGAGAAAAGUUCCUCAAAGAAGAAGACGCCAAGAAGUCGUCGCUCUUCUCCUUGGUGGCAGUCAACCCUCACAACGCUAAAAGCGUCCUGGCGGCCCGUCUGGACCCGCCCACAUCCUGGUCCGGAAGGCUGUGCGAGGCGGACGCCAGCGGCACGGCCGUGGCGGGCGUGAGCCAGAGCGGCUGCGUGUGCGUGUGGGGGCUGCGGGGGCCGCGGUGGGGCGCCGUGACGCUGGCGACCCCCGAGGGCGAGGGCUGGCAGCUGGCUCGCUGGGCGGAAGGCGGGUCCACGCUGGUGGCGGGCCACCAAAACGGAGACGUCACUUUGCACUUUGACCUCCCCGCCCAGGAAGGUUUUACCUGAUUUUAAGUUUCUGGAUGAAAUAUCUCAUCAGGACUUUUAAAAUCACACUUUUAUUACUCCUGUCUUUACUUGAACAUGUCAUGUUGGGAAAAAAAACUCAUGUUUGCAUUAAAAU
Molecule: messenger RNA, 3411 nt
Organism: Nerophis lumbriciformis (worm pipefish)
Lineage: Eukaryota; Metazoa; Chordata; Actinopteri; Syngnathiformes; Syngnathidae
Gene: palb2
Product: partner and localizer of BRCA2
Biological process (GO): double-strand break repair via homologous recombination
Cellular component (GO): nucleoplasm
Molecular function (GO): protein binding; DNA binding
Source: RefSeq, a predicted model, not a curated record